This is a messenger RNA of Amoebophrya sp. A120, 1481 nucleotides long. The record is from the annotation of a GenBank genome assembly. NCBI's taxonomy places the organism in Eukaryota, Dinophyceae, Syndiniales, Amoebophryaceae.
CGAGAAUCAUGCAAAAAUGCAAGAUGUUGCUGCAGUUUCAGCAACGCCGCAUACGAGUGACCGAUUCCGUGUUCUCCGCUUUGUUAUUGUUGAUAACAUUUCGAGACUGAAAUUGCAAUCUCCGCCGUGCGUAGGUAUAUCUUUUUGCAGAAAUGCGGUCGCUUGAAAAAAACAUUCGGUCAGCAGUCGGUCUCUCGCUCCUUUUCAACUACGUGGUAGCGGAUUUCAUCACUACAGAAACUUCAUUUAUUGUUCAACUCGGUCUAGAUAGAAGCAGUGCUUGUUUCUAUUGCAAAUUGUAUUGUAUUGGAUCCGGUUUCUGUUGCAAAUAGAAAUACACAACAUCAAAAUCUUCGUGCCAUUACGAAGCGUCUUCGCCAGGUCUUAGAGUUAAUAGAGCCUCGAUCUGCAUAGUCUGUGCGCUCAGAGCUGCACAAGCAACCCGUAGCUCCGACUAGACUUGACAAAGUUUUAUUUUGCGCGCAUACGCACGACCCACGCAAUUGACUUUUUUGCUUUACGCAUACGCAGUACAUGAAAUUCGAACUUCUCGUCUCUUCUGCUUAUCGCUCUACAGCGAGUAUUGUGGUUAUGGUUAUGGUUUGACUUUGCGCUACAAUCACCUUCGUCGUACUUGAUCUUUAUCCCAAGUAAAACUGCACACCAUGACGAGUUCUCCCCCAGAAGUAGAAUGUUGCACAACUCUACGCCGGGCCGCGAUACCCUACGCGCAACCAAAUCUAGUCAUCAGACCGACUCCACUCAUGCCAAAAAAAGUCCCGUACGUCUUCGCGACGUCCCGGAACAUCCCCUUGACGAAAGACGAACUGGCCAAACUCCCAAAACUGGGUUCCAUGCAGCCCGCCCACCCGCAGAGAGUGGACAAUACCAAGCCGAAGACGAAGCAGCUGGCGGUCGUGCAGGAAAUUCUGGCAGGAAGGGAGCACCAUCAAUCACUAUCACAGGCGAAAAAGAAAGAAGGAGGUAAGGAGCAACAAGAAUUGGGUGAAUUGCUAAAAAAACGCGACGAUACGGACUUACUGCUUUGGUCGUUAGAUUCCUCAUUCGUUUCAGACAGGAGUUGCGGCGCGUGGACGGCAGACAAGAUGCUAAUGAAAGUUUGGCGGUCGAAAAUGCUGAGAAAUGACGCCAGCUGGGACAUGCUGAUGCUGCAAGGCAAGAAUGUCGGAGUUGAUAAAGUCACACCGGGUUGUAAGAGGGCCGCGCUGGUGGCGCAAAGGAACAAGGGGCAAGAGAGGGAGGAUCAGGGCCGCCCCCUCUCUGGUGCGAAGCAAGCUACAGCACCGGCUUCUGCGGAAGCUGCAGCAUCCUCUACAACGAUGGAUGAGAACAGAACACAAAUUGAGCGCUUGAUUUAUAAGCCGUUUACACGGACCAAAAGACCAGUCCAUUACGAUGAAAAUUUCAAGGUACCCCGCUGCAUUCAUAAUCAGUUCAAAUGCUAUAGGUGCGGGCUGUGA